CCAUCUUCACCCAUUGCCACCAUCACUCCCUCACGUCUUCUUCCUUUCCCUCCGCAACCCACCACAAUGACACGCCAAUUACUCCAACGCGCCUUUCCCCGUCUUGCGCUGCCCACGAGGGCAAUCAGCAUACGCACAUACGCCUCCUCGUUCCGCCCCGGCCCCGCGCCCCCCAAGCUGCCCGCCGAACAGCAAGCCGAGUUUGAGCGUCUCCAGCGUCAGGCAGCCGUCUCGUCAGCCUUCAACCCGCCCACGAGCGCCGACGCCGCAUCUCCAGAGUCCAAGACGUCAGAGACUGCCGCUGCCGCCAAGGGUGGCGAGGAGGAGGAAGAGGCCCUCAACCAGGGUCUCUUUCGCGGCGCGAAACCAGAGUUCAGGGGCGACGUGAAUCCCAAGACGGGCGAGGUCGGCGGACCCAAGAACGACCCGCUGCGAUGGGGCAGCUCCGGGGAAUGGACCUACAACGGUCGCGCGACGGACUUUUGAGAGAAGGAUAGGUCCUCUUCGGAUCAACGACGAGCGAGGCAGAUGAUCGAUAGGUCGGCGAUUCGUGCCACCCUGAACUUUGCGCCACGCGUACAAAUGGUACUCUACAUUCGACAUAGAGAGCCUACCAGCCGUCAAUAUGCCACGGUCAUUAUCCGCACCAGGCCGACGUUGUAGCCACGGUGGAACAGCCUCACGGCAUAAAUACCCGCAAACAUUGCAACAUGGUCCAAGACGACCAAGAUACGCUGGGUCUAGAUGGCGUGGCGUGGAGGAAUCGCAACACUUGGCACCAUGUAAACCAUGUAUGAUUACGUGUAAUAAUUCAUAUCGACGGGAUAUAUCGCAU
Emericellopsis atlantica is the source of this 835-nucleotide messenger RNA. RefSeq names its product FMP21-like protein. Gene Ontology annotation, biological process: mitochondrial respiratory chain complex II assembly. The record is from RefSeq and is a predicted model, not a curated record. NCBI's taxonomy places the organism in Eukaryota, Fungi, Ascomycota, Sordariomycetes, Hypocreales, Bionectriaceae. Gene Ontology annotation, cellular component: mitochondrion. The transcript has a single exon. The coding region runs from base 67 to 486 and encodes 139 amino acids.